GUUUUGAAAUAAAUGUCAAAUCAGAAGAUUUUAGCAGCUCAUCAGAUUUCAAAUACAUAUUUUAUAAAUUUUAUUAUCAAAGAUGAUGCUCGGGCAAACAGGCCGCUUGGGUAUGAUAACCGAGAGCAAUCCAUUAGGCUUAUCAUGGCACGAUACAAAUUGGAUUCCAAUGCUUAAUACUACCACUGUAAUGGAUUAUUUCUCAGAAAGAUCUAAUCCGUUUUAUGAUAGGUCUUGUAAUAAUGAAAUAGUUAAAAUGCAGCGAUUGAGUCCUGAACAUUUACACAAUAUGACUGGAUUAGAAUAUAUUCUUCUUCAUGUUCAAGAACCCAUUUUAUAUGUUAUACGAAAGCAACAUCGACAUACACAAAACCAUUGUACACCAAUAGCUGAUUAUUAUAUUAUAGCUGGUAUUGUAUAUCAAGCUCCAGAUUUGGCUAGUGUACUCAACUCUCGCUUGUUAUCUACUGUGCAUCAUCUUCAAAGCGCAUUUGAUGAAGCAAGUUCUUAUGCAAGGUACCAUCCUAGUAAAGGUUAUACAUGGGAUUUUAAACCAACAAAAUCAGGAGGUCCUGGCACAGAUCGUGCUGUUGCAAAUGUUCUCCCUAAAAAAGAAACAUCUCAAACUAAAGAAGAACCCAGCUCACUUUUUCAAAGACAGCGUGUGGAUAUGUUAUUAGCUGAAUUGACCAGAAAAUUUCCUAUUCCAAUGUAUCCACACCCACCACAAAAUCAAAGUGGGCCUAAUAUUAAAACAGAAAAUGCUACACAAGAUAAAUCUGAACAACCUGUAACAGUGAAACAAGAGCCCAUUGACAGUGCUUCUGAAAAUUUAAAUAGUAUUGCAAGUGCAGAAAAUGUAGGAAAUAACACAAAUGGAAUAGACAUCAAACCUGAUAUUAAAAAUGAGAGUAUGAAACCUCCUCCAGAAAAAAAAGUUAGACUGAAUUAAAUAAAAUAAAAUAUUGAUGAAAUAUCAGUCAAUAAUUUUACAAUCAAGUGUGUGAGAAAGACUAUACUAUACAUAUGGACGGAUAUUUAUCAGAUUUUG
This is a messenger RNA of Ctenocephalides felis (cat flea), 1051 nucleotides long. It is a transcript of the gene MED6, whose product is annotated as mediator of RNA polymerase II transcription subunit 6. Gene Ontology annotation, molecular function: transcription coactivator activity. The record is from RefSeq and is a predicted model, not a curated record. Gene Ontology annotation, biological process: regulation of transcription by RNA polymerase II. Lineage: Eukaryota; Metazoa; Arthropoda; Insecta; Siphonaptera; Pulicidae. The transcript has 5 exons. Gene Ontology annotation, cellular component: core mediator complex; mediator complex. The coding region runs from base 83 to 952 and encodes 289 amino acids.